Messenger RNA from Myotis myotis, 2962 nucleotides. RefSeq names its product impact RWD domain protein (gene IMPACT). The transcript is spliced from 12 exons. NCBI's taxonomy places the organism in Eukaryota, Metazoa, Chordata, Mammalia, Chiroptera, Vespertilionidae. Gene Ontology annotation, biological process: regulation of translational initiation. The record is from RefSeq and is a predicted model, not a curated record. Gene Ontology annotation, molecular function: protein binding. Gene Ontology annotation, cellular component: cytoplasm. The coding region runs from base 264 to 1244 and encodes 326 amino acids.
GGCGGCCACGUGGGCAGCGGAGCGCGGGCGGCGGCUCCCGGAGACGCGGAGGGUCCCGCUCGCCGCUCGGGACGGACGGACGGACGGGCGCAGGGAGGGGAGGGAGGCGGCCAAAGACCCCGCGGGACCCCGACCACCGGGAAACGGCCCGCAACCCGGAAGCAGAUGCGGCUGCGGUUCCGGUCGGGCCCCCGCACCGGCUCCGCGCUCCGCCCGCGCUUGCUCUGCGCCCCGGACCCGGACCCGGACCCGCGCUGUGGCCGAUGGCGGAAGGGGACGCCGGCAGCGACCAGAGGCAGAAUGAGGAGAUCGAGGCGAUGGCGGCCAUCUACGGCGAGGAGUGGUGUGUCAUCGACGACGGCGCCAAGAUCUUCUGUAUCAGGAUCAGCGACGACAUAGACGACCCCAAGUGGACGCUCUGCCUGCAGGUGAUGCUGCCGGACGGGUACCCGGGCACAGCGCCCCCCGUGUACCAGCUGAAUGCUCCUUGGCUUAAGGGGCAAGAACGGGCAGAUCUGUCGAACAGCCUGGAGGAGAUCUACAUACAGAAUAUUGGUGAGAGCAUUCUUUACCUGUGGGUGGAGAGAAUAAGAGACGUCCUGAUACAGAAGGCCCAGAGGGCAGAGCCAGGCCCAGAGGUGAAGAAGAAGACGGAGGAGGAAGAUGUGGAGAGUGAAGACGAUGUCCUUGUGGCGUUCCAGCCCGAGACUCCGGGGCGAGCGCUGGGCUUCGACGUCGGUGAGAGUCAGACAGCCGGCACAGCAGCCGGGGCGGCUGAAAUGGAAGAGCUGCCGCCGAUCGACCACGGCGUCCCCAUCACCGACCGACGGAGCACCUUCCAGGCGCACCUGGCUCCCGUCGUCUGCCCCAAGCAGGUGAAAAUGGUUCUUGCCAAAUUAUAUGAGAACAAGAAAAUCGCUAGCGCCACCCACAACAUCUACGCAUACCGAAUAUUCUGUGAGGACAAGCAGACCUUCCUGCAGGACUACGAUGACGACGGGGAGACGGCGGCCGGCGGGCGCCUGCUGCACCUCAUGGAGGUCCUGAACGUGCGGAACGUGCUGGUGGUGGUGUCGCGCUGGUACGGCGGCGUCCUGCUGGGGCCCGACCGCUUCAAGCACAUCAACAACUGCGCCCGGAGCAUCCUCGUGGAGAGGAGCUACGCGGGCUCGCCGGAGGAAUCAUCGAAGGCUUUGGGAAAGAACAAAAAAGUGAGAAAGGACAAGAAGAGGAGUGAACAUUAACAGCCGAUACGACUUAGCGGUCAGCUUACCUGUAAUCAGACGCAGGCUCCUCACCCAUCAGACGUCUGUGCAGGGAGGGGCCCUGCAGCCCCGCAGCCAUUCAUCACGACACCAGCGUCAUCUCCUCCCCUCGGUCAUGUCAUCCGCCAGCACCAGACCCUGUGAGCACCGUGCACGUGGCUUCGGCUGCGGACGACGCGCUGGAGCUUCACCACCACUUCGCCCGCGAGGGAGGCAGCAGCUGCCGGGGCGGCGCCUGGACGGUCGCCUGGACGGGCGCCUGGACGGUCGCCUCGGCCGCGUCAAGUGCCUUUGUCGGUGGGAGCGCGGUCUCGGGAGGAGCGGCCGCGCCUGCUUCUCGUCGGGACGCGUUUUGCUGAGGGACACGCCUCGCGCUGCUCUUCCGCUCGGAGAGGACUCGCUGAGGACGGACCUGGGAGCCCCCUCCUGUGGUUUCCGUCCUCAGCGUGUCGCCCCUGCGGGUGGACGAGGCGGGCGCGGGCCUGUCCCCGGCCGCCAGGUGCUGGCGCGACUGUCACACCUGUGCUGGCAGGAGUGUGUGCCUCCGUCCCUGUUGGUGACUGAAUUUCAGAAAGCGGUUUUCUCGCCUCUGCCUUUUGGUUUCGUCCUCAUGAUGGGAAGCGGUGCACAUGGUGCCAGGAGCUCCUCCCGCCCCGAGAUGUGUCCGUUCUGCUUCUUCAGCCGGAAGUCCCUUUCCUGUGACCCCCACUGGGGAACGAGGGCUGUGCUGGGCGCGAGGCUGGGGCUGACGAGGAGAGAGGACGGGAGAGGGAGAGGGAGCAACAUCAGUGAUGAGACAGAACCAUGGAUCGGCCGCCUCCUGCACGCCCCCCACUGGGGAUGGAGUGUGCAACCCAGGCACAUGCCCUUGACUGGAAUCGAACCUGGGACCCUUCAGUCUGCAGGCCGACGCUCUCUCCACUGAGCCACACCAGCCAGGGCCCUUACUUGGUGUUUUUAAUAAGAAUAGCUUUCUGCUAGGAUGGAUUCUGAGAAAUGAGAUCUGAAUUAUAUUUGUUGUACGUGUUUAAUGUUGCCAGUUAUCAAUUGUCAUCAGAGGGCGACAUAUAUGUAUUUAGGUAGAACACAUCAAGUUCCAUGAAAAAUUCAGUAUGUCCUAUAUUAACUUAAAAAAAUUGAAGUUAAAAACUACCAGUUAGCAUGAAGGUAAUUUCACAAUUUUGGCACAUCAGGCCUGUGGUAGGGGCCAUAAAUCGGCAUCGGAAUUUGGUGCUGCAGAGAAGUAACUGCGAGUCCAUUGCUCUGUGCCACCAGAUUGAAUUUCUUUCUUGCUGAUUUAGCUAAUAUUUCCUUAGGUCUUUUAGAAAACCUUUAUUUCUGGGAUCUCAUUUUUCUUUAAAAGCAAUCUUAUUUUUGCUUCUUUCUACAGAAUUAUGAACCACAUUUUCCUGACUAAGGCACCUCAUUUCCUUGCCCCAGGCAGCUAGUUAAUGAGAAUCUCAGAGUCUCCGAUUCUGGUCCUGAGUUAUUUCACUGACUAUGUGUAUGGACCCCUCUCCAGUAAUCGUAUCUGUUUUUCUCUAUUUAAAAGUUUAUCUUGAGUCCAGGCCGGUGUAGUUCAGUGGGUAGAGCGGCGGCCUGCGGACCGAAGGGCCCCGGGUUCGAUUCCAUCAAGGGCACAUGCCCGGGUUGCAGGCUCGGUCCAACGUGCAGGAGGCAGCCGAUCAAUGAUUUCC